AUGAUCAGUGGAAAGGCCAUUACUACAGAAUAUGCCGUAAAUAGCGGCUUAAACAAGGGUAUCGAAUUUAAAGAAAAAGAUGAAGUAAAAUUUGACAACAUCGCAUUUGAUAAUCUUGCGUUCAAAGUGAAUAAUUCAAUAUCAGAUGCUUUACACUUCAACCCUCUUAUAAACAUUUGUAUGGGUUUGAUUCUGUCUACUACCAGUCAACAACACACCGGGAUAUGA
Messenger RNA from Clunio marinus, 228 nucleotides. The record is from the annotation of a GenBank genome assembly. Lineage: Eukaryota; Metazoa; Arthropoda; Insecta; Diptera; Chironomidae.